Messenger RNA from Argiope bruennichi, 4189 nucleotides. Its product is annotated as prodigiosin synthesizing transferase PigC-like. Gene Ontology annotation, molecular function: ATP binding; kinase activity. The transcript is spliced from 40 exons. The coding region runs from base 101 to 4027 and encodes 1308 amino acids. Gene Ontology annotation, biological process: phosphorylation. Lineage: Eukaryota; Metazoa; Arthropoda; Arachnida; Araneae; Araneidae. The record is from RefSeq and is a predicted model, not a curated record.
GGUUUUUUUUAACACUUUCUUUGAUAUCUUCCAGCUCCUAUAUUUUUUUUCUGUUUAGUAAGGGUUACGACAGCUUUGCUGGAAAGCGUUACUUAUAAAAAUGGUGCUUUCAUUAAUAGUAACUCUUUUUACAGCCCCGUUGGAAUUUCUUUACUGGAUUAAAUGGGCCAUCGCUUACGUCGCAAUCCGCAUCCACAAUGCAUUCCAUGGCAGAAGAUUUGACUUGUAUGACAUCCGAGUGGUCAAUGAACCGGUUAAGUUGGGCGUCCUCCUUCCACAGAAGGAAAAGGAUUUAGAAUCACCACAACCGGAUUCCCACUUAUUAGAGCAUGCUGACGAAGUCGCUUUCUACGGUGUCAACUCAAAGUCAGAAUGCUUGCUUGUCCGCAUAGCAAGAGGUUGCAACCAAGUGGCGGAUGCAUGGAUCUAUCUAAAGCUGGCCAAUGGCAAAACUUACAGCCUUACUGAAACAAUGGGUUACCAGCAAUCCUCGGAUGGAAAUGAUCGCACUUUUUCUUGUGGUAAACUCCAAAUGCAGUAUCUAUCCCCUAUGAGGAAAUGGAGAAUAUUCUAUUGUGGAAUGUUAAAGCAAACCUCGGAAGAUAAACAUGAUGCUGAAGAAGUGGUAUUUGUCAAGUUUGUGUUCUUAUGGAAAGCUUCGUCAGAUGUAUAUGACUGUACACUGGACACAAAUCCUGAGGGCUUUGCAGACGCCAUGGCAAGAUCGGAAUGGAAAAUACCUUUUAUGCCACCGAUUAAAAAGUUUACUGAAGCAUUGGACUUUUACGCUCAAACUGGUGUGAUAGCGGGAACUGUUUCAAUCAAUGCUGGAGCCGAUUAUGAUUUAUAUCUCUUUGGCGAAAGAAUGAGAAGUCUCGGUAAAAGUGCAAAUAUUGCCGGAUGCAAAUUCACAACAAUUUUAGGAAACAUUCCUGCGAAUGGUCUGAGUUUGCACUUAUCGCACGCCUCUGCGCCAUACUUGUUUAAAAACGCACCUUUUGGAUUCACCGUUGAUCCCGAUGGAAACUUGUGGAAUCUUAAGGAUUUGGAUAUCACUAUCAAACCAUUCUCCGUCAAAAGGGCUGGAAGUUCCUUCCAGGUACAUUUCCAAGCAGAUGAAAAAUAUGAGAUUUAUGGAAAUAUAGCAGAUCCAAUCGUUUUCUACAGUGGUCAAGGUUGGAGCGGAUUUCUCGAUUUGUCUUACAUUGAAUUUACUUACAAGAAUAGGAGAGGAAGUGGUUUAAUGUUGACAGGAGAAGUUUAUAAAGAACCGAAGCGUCCAGCCAAGAUUUUGCCACCCAAAAAACCACCAAUAAUUGUUCCCCUGACCGUACCAUUCAUCGAUGAAGCAUCUCACUUUGGAGAAAUUUCCGGAGGAAAAGGAUCAUCUCUGGGAAUGUUGACGCAAAUGAGUAAAGAAGAAAAAUCGUUCAUAGUGCCUAAAGGAAUCAUUGUUACAACAGCAGCAUACGCCGAAUUUUUAACACCAGAAAUACUUGAAGCUGUGAAAUAUUUGGAAAAUAUUGCAUACGGGAACACGAAAGGAGAUUUAAUAGCUGCUUGCAAGAAAGUUGCAGGUAUCGUGGAAAAGACGCCAUUACCUAAAAAAAUUUGUCACAGUAUCGUCGAAGAUCUGAAAGAAGUAUUCAAAGACGAAGUGAGUCAAAAGAAGUUUGCAGUUCGGUCUUCUGCUACAGGAGAAGAUACUGCAGCGAUGUCUGCCGCGGGACAAAUGGAUACAUUUCUUGGGGUACAAGAUCUUAGAGAGAUUUUUUCUGCAGUUAAAAAAUGUUGGGCAUCCCAGUUUGGACAUAUUGCUGUCGAAUACAAAAGACGCUAUGGGCAGAUACUGAAUUCUCCAAUGGCUGUUGUCAUCCAAGAAAUGGUGGCUUGUGAAGUUUCAGGCGUGAUGUUUACUUGUGAUCCUGUCACUAACAAUCCAUCCAUUAUCACCAUAACUGCUAAUUAUGGAUUAGGAGAGACCGUGGUUUCCGGAUCCGUAGAGCCGGACACCUUCACCAUUAAAAGAAAUGAAACCGGAAAGUUGAAAAUGGAUUCUGUCAUUCUUGGAAGCAAACAUCAGAGAAUUGUCAUGCAAGACUCUGGAGGAACAAUAACUGAAGAUCUUGGAGAAGAAUCGAAAAAUGAAAGCUGCUUAUCUGAGCAAACUGUCAUCAGACUUGCAAAAUUAGGAAUUAAGAUUGAAAAGUACUAUAAAUCCUCUAGAGACAUUGAGUGGGGCAUUUUGAAUGACAAGAUAUACAUUUUACAAUCUCGUCCUGUCACAAAUGCUGCUGCUCCAACGGAUGAGGAAAUCAAACAUGAAUUCGAUUCGCCUCUCAGAUGCGAGAAUGAAUACACGACCGUCGCAAAUGUUGGGGAAGUCAUGCCAGGUGCAAUGUCACCUAUGGCUAUAGACCUUAUGGUUAAAUUCUUUGGUGGUGCUCUUGAAAAAGCAGCUUUGGAAAAAGGAUUUGUAGACAAUUUUUGCAAAAGCAAAUAUUUCCAGCCAGGCAUUCUGACAUUUUGCAAUCACAUGAUGAUGACCGUUGUAGAGGCGAUUACUCGGUAUGGAGUCAACACACCUGCAUCCAAAGGUUUUAUGAUUAGCAUAUUUGGGCGCAUUUUGGACGAUCCGGAUUUGCUUGAUUACGCCUACGAGAAAGUAAAAGAAGGAGUGGAACAAUCAUGGUUUUUUAAUUUGAGAUAUUAUUGGGACUUAUUUUUCUUUGACUUUAAUCUUCCAAAACUCUGGGAAAAGGUGUUUGAGUAUCAUAUGGGUUUCAUGAAAUAUGACACUGCCAAUGAAACUUUUGAUGCUUUGAUGAAAUCUUGUUCCGAUUUUGAUGAGGCAGCAAAAAAGCAUAUGGAGUGCACGGAAAAUUCUUCAAAUUGGAAUAUGGCCAUGUUUUCGAUUUUAUGCCAAGCAAAAGAAACUGUCGACAACGAUAUUUACAGUGAUUUUGCUAGAUUUUUAGCAACAUCAUCGAACGUGGAAAGUGCGAACAUUCCUCAUGCCAUGCAGGAAGUGGCUAAUCAAAUAGCUAAAGAUUUUAGUGUUGAAAAAUUCAAAUCUAUGUCAGUCGAGGAAGCUGAAAAUUGGCUACAAACUUCAACUACAUUGGCUGGAUAUAAAUUUAGAACUUUUCUUAAAAGGCAUGGCCACAGGUGUUUAAAGGAAUUUGAUAUCUUUUCAAUCCCAUGGGGAAUGGAUCCUAAGCAGUUGGUAAAACUUUUACAGAAUCUCGCAGGUAUUGGUAAAGAAGAAACAAAACAAGAAGAUGACAGUAUCGAUAAAAUAUUUUCACAGCUUAAUGUUCCAUUGACUUUCAUGUCCAAAUUGAAGCUUAGAUUUGUUUUGCCGAACUGCCGAAGAGGAGUCAGAGCUAGAGAAACUUCGAAAUCUAUUAUCGUCAAAGCAAUGGAUCAGUGGAGAAAAGGUUAUCGUCGCCUUGGGAAGCAAAUGGUGGCGGAAGGACGCUUACCAGAGGAAGAUUUACUCUUUUUCCUUACUCUUGAUGAACUUAAUGAAUUGUUGAAAACCAGGUCACCCAGUAUUGUUACAAGAGCAAUUCAUCGCAAAAGAGUCCACCCAAUUAUUGAUGAUUACAAAUUUCCGGAAAUAAUGAAAGGCUCGCCGAAACCUAUUAAUUAUGAGGAGGAAUCAUCAGAUAAUUAUGAAUUUGUUGCAGAUUUAACUAUGCAAGGAAUUCCUGUAAGUCAAGGUGUUACAAAGGGCUAUGCAAGAGUAGCAAUGACAUUAAACGAGGCUGCCGAUUUGAAGCCGGGAGAAAUUCUAAUAACCUAUUCUACUGACAUUGGCUGGAGUCCAUAUUUUCCCAUCAUCUCUGGAGUGGUCACAGAGUUGGGCGGACUCAUUUCUCAUGGAGCUGUUGUUAGUCGUGAAUAUGGCUUACCAUGCGUUGUGGGAUUACAAGGAGCAACGAAAAGAUUUCGUACAGGAGAUUAUGUUCUACUUGAUGGGAAGAAAGGAAUUUUGCAGAGGCUACCUCAACCAGAUCAAUAAAAAUAAAGACUGUUUUAUCAAUUGCCAUUUCAUGAACUAAGUCACAAUCGAAUAAAUUUUUCUCUCAUUAUAAUAAUCUUUAGAAGUUGGCUUUUUUCAAAGAACUAAUCCAUUAAGGUUGUCGCGCUCUCAGUAUUAAAUGCUUUUUCAAAGAGCAGUAAA